AUGAUGGAUCUUACCUCCAACUUCAUAGCUUGUUUUCUUCUUCUAGCCGUUGUUACAGCUUUAAUCAAGAAACGCAAGAGAUCAAAAGCAUCCCAGAAGCUACCCCCAUCUCCAUGGAAGCUCCCUUUUGUGGGACACUUGCAUCAUUUGCUAGGUUCCCCACCCUAUCGUGCUCUUGCAAAAUUAGCUCAGAAACAUGGUGCUCUGAUGCACCUUCAGUUGGGGGAGAUUUCUUCAAUUGUGGUAUCAUCACCACGUUUAGCUAGAGAGAUUCUGAAAACUCAUGAUCUUGCAUUGUCAGAUAGGGCAGAAAUUCUAGCUUCCAAGAUUGUUUGCUAUGACAGUACAAACAUAGCUGGUUCCCCAUACGGUCCUUACUGGAGACAAAUGCGCAAAAUAUGCACCAUGGAGCUCCUUGGUGCUGAGAAAGUCCGAUCAUUUGGCUCUAUCAUGCAAGAUGAGGCUUGGCAUCUCAUUUCAUCUAUCCAGGCUCUAUCUGUUGCUGGAGCUCCAAUCAAUUUAACUGAAAAACUGUCCUCCUACACGAGCUCCAUGGUUUUUAGAGCAGCAUUCGGGAAAUCGGGUGAGUACUAA
This is a messenger RNA of Coffea eugenioides, 594 nucleotides long. RefSeq names its product cytochrome P450 71D6-like. The transcript is spliced from 2 exons. NCBI's taxonomy places the organism in Eukaryota, Viridiplantae, Streptophyta, Magnoliopsida, Gentianales, Rubiaceae. The coding region runs from base 1 to 594 and encodes 197 amino acids. The record is from RefSeq and is a predicted model, not a curated record. Gene Ontology annotation, molecular function: heme binding; monooxygenase activity; iron ion binding.